UUGAUCGGAAACUUACACAACUUAGCGCUCGCCGCCGUCACCACCGACGGCAGUCCCCUCCCACACCGCGCCCUUCAAACCCUCGCAUCCGAGUACGGCCCAAUCAUGCACCUCCAGCUCGGCCAAGUCUCCGCCGUCGUCGUUUCCUCGCCGGAGAUCACCCAGGAGAUUCUGAAGACCCACGACCUCGUCUUCGCGCAGAGGCCCCGACUUCUGGCGGCGGAGAUCGGCACGUGGGGCGGCCAGGACAUCGCCUUCUCCCCCCUCGGCGAUUACUGGAAGCAGAUGAAGCGGAUCGCAACGACGGAGCUUCUAGGUCCGAGAAAGAUCUGA
Molecule: messenger RNA, 333 nt
Organism: Linum tenue
Lineage: Eukaryota; Viridiplantae; Streptophyta; Magnoliopsida; Malpighiales; Linaceae
Source: the annotation of a GenBank genome assembly